AUGACCUCGCCGUCAACAGUUGUCAAGGUCGCCGCAGUGCAGUCGGCUCCUGUCGCAUUUGAUCUGGAUGCGACCCUCGAUAAGCUAGAUCGCUUGACCGCCGAAGCUGCUGGGAAGGGUGCACAGCUUGUCGUCUUUCCAGAAGCUUUUGUCUGUGCCUAUCCAAAGCUCUAUGACUUCGGCGCUGUUGUCGGCAAUCGUACACCUGAAGGCCGAAAAUGGUUCCGCAAAUAUAUCGAUUCCAGUGUCACCAUCCCGUCGCCCGCGUUUGAUAGGCUGUGUGCCGCUGCCGCUACCAACAAGGUCUUUCUCCAGGUGGGGAUCAUUGAGCGGGACGGUGGCACGAUCUAUUGUUGCGCUGUCCUGAUUAGUCCCUCGGGUGAAUUGGUGUACAAGCAUCGCAAGCUCAUGCCCACGGGUAGCGAGCGUCUCGUAUGGGGCUUUGGGGAUGGUAGUGGAUUACACGUUGCCCAGACGGAGCUCGGGAAGAUUGGGAGCGUGAUUUGCUGGGAGAACUUCAUGCCGUCAAUGAGAAUGGCCAUGUACCAGAGAAAUAUCGAGAUUUAUCUCGCACCGACUGCGGACGGAAGAGAGACCUGGCCUCCCUUGAUCCAGACCAUCGCUCAAGAAGGUCGUUGUUUUACUAUCUCCGUCAACCAGUUCUCGACUCGCAAAGACUACCCUGAAGAUUAUCCACCGUUUGCUGGCAAAGACGACAUCAGUCCAGACUACGUCGUUUCCGCCGGAGGCUCAUGCAUUGUCAGUCCCCUCGGGCAGUUCGUGGCGGGACCGUGCUGGAACAAAGAGGAGACGCUAUAUGCAGACUUGGAGAUGGACCAGAUUAGUGAGGGAAAGAUGGACUUCGAUGUCGUCGGGCAUUACUCUCGACCUGACAUUUUCCAGUUGAAGGUGGAUACGAGCGAAAGGUCCGCGGUGUCUUCGGUGAUAAAGACUCUCGAUAGAUUGUGA
Messenger RNA from Saitoella complicata NRRL Y-17804, 969 nucleotides. RefSeq names its product carbon-nitrogen hydrolase. The record is from RefSeq and is a predicted model, not a curated record. Gene Ontology annotation, molecular function: catalytic activity. The coding region runs from base 1 to 969 and encodes 322 amino acids. The transcript has 3 exons. Lineage: Eukaryota; Fungi; Ascomycota; Saitoellomycetes; Saitoellales; Saitoellaceae.